CGGGUGGUUCUGUUGUCCAGCGUUUUAUUUAAUUUAGCCAGCUUUUCUGCACAUAUUCCUGUUUAAUUCACAAUCUAGUGCCUUCUGCCGCGAUGUCUUCGACGGUGGAAAAGAAUGAAUACCCCAAAGCAUCCAAUGCAUUGGUAAUCGGGGCAGUGUUGUCGUACGUCGCGGGAGUAUUUUUGCUGAUGAGCUUUUGCUCACCCUAUUGGAUCGUAUCGUAUCCGGAGUCGUUCAGCAGCUUCAAAAACAUGGGCCUGUGGGAGUACUGCUUCCGUGACUUUACCUACCCGUACUACCAGUUUCCCAAGCAAUUCAACGGCUGCCACCAUAUUUUCAGCGAGGAGUACUACGUCAUCAGGGAGUACCUGCUGCCGGGAUGGUUGAUGGUGGUGCAAGGAUUUGUAACGAUUGCCUUUCUGUGCACAUUCACGUCGCUGAUUAUCAUGGCCUGUGAGAUUGUAAGGUGGCCGCUAAAGUUUGUGUUGCGUUACGAGUGGAUGUUAAGCAGCAUUUCCUUUACCGGGAUAGCAUCAUCAUCCUUUUUCUUAUUCUUAGCUGUGGCCGUCUUUGGUGGAAAUGCAUACCGGCGCGAUUGGCUGAUGUACCCGAAAUUCAAUGUGCUUUCGUGGUCAUACGAAUUGGCAGUGGUUUCAUUUAUGAUUCAGGCGCUCGCAUCGUUGUUGCUGUACAAGGAAUCCCGCAAAUCGUACGAAAUGCGUCGCGAGGCAAAGAAUUUGGUCAUGCAGAUGCAAAUGCACGAACCGGGAUAUCAUCCAUCGCACCAUACUAGCCGAAGUCUGCACAGUGGUGGUUAUAUCUAAACAGGGCAGGCUUUGUAAAUUACAUAUCCAACCAUAUCCAAUCUGUAUUCUACCUCUCCGGAAAACGCAAAACGGAGUUCCCCACAGCAUCAUAUCAACGUUCAUACACUGUGUAUUUCUGUAAUACUGAACCAUUCGCCAGAUCGCACUUAGCGACGCUUCUGUAUGUGUUGCACACCAAUAUUGGAUUUAUGUAGUAAUCUCUCAAACAAGUGCCCGAACAAUUGGUAUACUUCAAAGCAUCAUCGAACACGCGCGUGGCCUUAUUAUAUUAGCUGUCUUUUUCGCAAAACUCGAGGCACCUAUUGAAUUGCGCCGAAGAGGAAAAAAGUGCCUCAAUCUAAUACGAAAACUGAAAAACAAUUGCGUAUCGUCUAAUCUAGCUGUAACUCGUAACUAUACGUUAAAUUUAACGCAAACCCGUACAGGUAGAAGUACGUAUGCUUGUAAGCGUAGCUAUCGGUAAAUCCGUCCGUCCGUAAUUCUAUCUGCGUCACUGCAGAGUUUAGAAAUUUUUGAUGAUUUUACAUUGUAUUGACUACAGUUUUGUUAUAUAAAAACGCAACAGCUCGCAGUUGCUUAGGCGUAAUCGAAAUAGUAUUCUGUUUGGGUAAAUAGUUUGCCCCUUUUCUUGCAUAUCUCUACUUAUUAACAGGGACAUUAUUUGUAGUAAAGACAAGUAAUCUCAAUUUUCUUUAAGCUUGUAAGCUUUUUUCCGUCCAAUCUAAUUUUAAUAUCUUUAGUUUAGUAGAAAAAAAAACAAAUAACCGACAUUCCAUUCACAGUUAGUCGAAGAAGACGUAAAUAUUUUGCGGUAUAAAUGUUUCAGUUCAAUUUUGUCCAUGCACACACCAUGCAGUGAAAUUAAAUGCUCGAUUGAAAAUGUAACUCAGCAUAUCGAACGUGUACGUUCAACAGCCAGG
Anopheles moucheti is the source of this 1747-nucleotide messenger RNA. RefSeq lists its product as uncharacterized. The transcript has 4 exons. Bases 93 to 824 code for a protein of 243 amino acids. Gene Ontology annotation, cellular component: membrane; septate junction. Gene Ontology annotation, biological process: septate junction assembly; regulation of tube size, open tracheal system. The record is from RefSeq and is a predicted model, not a curated record. NCBI's taxonomy places the organism in Eukaryota, Metazoa, Arthropoda, Insecta, Diptera, Culicidae.